This is a messenger RNA of Oncorhynchus mykiss (rainbow trout), 5314 nucleotides long. The record is from RefSeq and is a predicted model, not a curated record. Lineage: Eukaryota; Metazoa; Chordata; Actinopteri; Salmoniformes; Salmonidae.
UUCACGUCGGCUUGAUGCAAGACAAGCUGGAUGUAUUUAUACAGUAAACGGAUUGGAGGUCAGGGAGAGAAAGGGAAAAUAGAUCACAUCAAAAUCAGCGAAACUGUGAAUCGAAGACUAUCAUAUAGAUAACGUCCUAAUAUUCAUAAAAUCACCGGUCUGCAGCAACCGGAGUCAACGAGGAUGCCAGGUGCCGCCUGGGGACUAGGUGUCGACCUCAUAUGUCAUCACUACAGAUCACUGUGAUCUGAUUCUCUAGCGUCAGUCUAUCUACCUCUCAAAGCUCGGUUCUUAAGCCGCAAAGACAUGGAAGCUGUGUGUUUUGAAGUGGAGGAUCUGCUUUUGAUGUCGUUGCCAGCCUAAAAUGCCCCAGCUGGUGACCUCUGACAUGUAAAUGGCGUCCAAAGUCAGAGAUGCUGUGGUGUGGUACCAGAAGAAGAUUGGUGCUUAUGACCAACAGAUAUGGGAGAAGUCUGUUGAACAAAGAGAAAUCAAGUUUAUUAGACUGGGCCUGAGGAACAAGCCGAAGAAGACAGGCCAUGUGAAAGCAGACCUCAUUGAUGUGGACCUAGUGAGAGGUUCUGCUUUUGCCAAGGCCAAGCCUGAGUCUCCCUGGACGUCUCUGACCAGGAAGGGUCUCGUCAGGGUGGUGUUGUUCCCCUUCUUCUUCAGAUGGUGGAUCCAGGUCACCUCCAGAGCCAUCUUCCUCCUCCUCCUCCUCCUCUACCUGCUUCAAGUGGCUGCUGCAGCGUUAUUCUUCACCAUUCCCCAGCCCCACAGUAUCCCGACCACAGAGGUGUUUGGGGCGAUAUGGCUGAUGCUGUUACUGGGGACAGUGCACUGCCAGAUCGUCUCCACACGCACCCCCAAACCCACCAGCAGCAGCAGCUCUGGCAAGAGAAGAAGGCGUCUAAGGAAGGCAGCUCACUUGGAUGUACAUAGGGAAGGAGAUGGCUCUAGCACCACUGAUAACACCCGGGAGGGCGGCCCACACUGCCACGGUGCCGCCACCGGCUCACCUUACAGCCUGUGCAUCGCUCUCUUCCGAGAUUUCUGGCAUGAUAUCUGUAAAGCGCGGUCGAAGAAGUCCAAGCUGUCCAUAGACAAGUCCACAGAGACAGAUAAUGGCUAUGUGUCUCUGGACGGGAGGAUAACCUGUAAGAGUAGUGAGGAGGGGCUACAGCUCCAUGAUGGAGGGUCUCACCACUGUGACCUGCUGCUGAGGUCAGACGAGACGUGUUGGGCCGCACCCCCGCCUCUCAACACACUGCUGCUGCCCCCCGUCGCCAAGGUAAACAACAAGGAGACCCAGAGCCGUGGUGUGGGUGUGGAGAACAUGUCUGAUGAGGCGUCUAGUGAGGAGGAUCCUGAAGCGUCCUACACCGCCAUCCGUAGGGGCGUAGAGCGCGUCAGCAGCGACUGCACGCUGCGCAACAGGAAACCACAUCACUACAAGAAACACUACGCCAUCAACACUGAGGUGGGUGACCUCCACACUACCCAGGAGACUCCUAAGUCCGGUACCAGCUGUAGUUCUCGGUGCUCCAGCCUGCGGACCCAGGACUCAGAGAGCACCAGACACGAGUCAGAGACAGAGGACCUGCUGUGGGAGGACUUCCUGCACUGUGCUGAGUGUCGCUCCUCGUGUACCAGCGAGACAGAGGGCGAGGGAGCUGCAGUCUGCCCUGCUACCAAGAAGGAGUACAGAGAUGACCCCUUUCACCAGUUGUGUCCUCUACAGGGUCAUACGUGGCUACACAGCACCAACCCAGGUCUGGAGCGGGUCAGUGCCAUCGUCUGGGAGGGGAACGACUGUAAGAAGGCUGACAUGUCUGUCCUGGAGAUCAGCGGUAUGAUCAUGAACAGGGUCAACCUGUACACCCCAGGUAUUGGCUACCAGGUCUUUGGUAACCUGGUGUCAGUGACUCUGGGCCUGACGCCCUUCGCCUACAGGCUGUCUCAGUACAAGGACCUGGAACAGCUGACACAGCUCUCAGCCAAUGAGCUCAUCUCUGUGGCGUUCGGCUCCUCCUCCGACGUCAUGGUGAUCACCAUGGUAACGCUCAGCUUCAUGGUGCGCGUCUGUCUCAUCUGGCUCUUCUUCUUCCUGCUCAGCGUGGCCGAGAGGACAUACAAACAGAGGCUGCUAUUCGCCAAGCUGUUUGGUCACCUGACGUCAGCACGGCGAGCCAGGAAGUCGGAGGUGCCUCACUUCCGUCUGAAGAAAGUCCAGAACAUUAAGAUGUGGCUCUCUCUGCGCUCAUAUCUCAAGAGAAGGGGUCCUCAGCGGUCGGUGGAUGUGAUCGUGUCCUCUGCCUUCCUCCUCACCCUCUCCGUAGUCUUCAUCUGCUGUGCUCAGGUCAGCUUGCUCCAUAUCCACCACACCUUCCUGGAGUGUCACUAUAACUGGGAGCUGGUGAUCUGGUGUUCCUCUCUGUCUCUCUUCCUGCUCCGCUUUGUUACCCUGGGCUCAGAGACCAGCAAGAAGUACAGCAACACCUCCAUCUUACUGACAGAACAGAUUAAUCUGUACCUGAAGAUGGAGAAGAAACCAAACAAGAAGGAGGAUUUGACAUUGGUCAACAACGUACUGAAGCUGGCCACCAAGCUAUUGAAGGAGUUGGAUGCUCCGUUCAGGCUGUAUGGUCUGACGAUGAACCCUCUGCUCUACAACAUCACCCAGGUGGUCAUCCUGUCUGCUGUGUCUGGGGUCAUCAGUGACCUACUGGGCUUCAACCUGAAGCUCUGGAAGAUCAAAUCAUGACAGUAAGCUGAUCAGGUCACAGCUGGCUCUGGAAGAUGUGAUACAUUCUCUCACCACACAGGGGCGCUGUUGUCCUUUCGCUCACGGACUGACUGGGCUUCCCUGUAUCUAUGGUCUGACGGACAAACAGCCCCAUUCUCAGAGUUCAUAACGGAGUGCUUACUUUUCACUGGUGCAAUUCAAGAUAUAUUUAUUUUACCCUUUCAGUAUUUUUUAUUUUUGUUGUUGUUGGAAAAAGUUACAAAAUGUUAUUUUAAUUAAGCUAUACAGGUUUUGUGUUCUCAGAGGGAUGGGAUCAAAACACAGCAAGAUGACAAUUCAGUUAAAAAGGUAAAAGAGUUCCAUCCCUUCAGACUAGUAAGGACAAUGUGCAUUAUAAUGCAGCUGUUUAGUUUGUUGACUGUGACACACAAACGCAGUCAUUUCACUGUGAGAACUGCAACGAGUUGUUGUUUCCGAUCGUAGACGGACUGUAAUAAAUAAUCAUCAUGUGUUUUAAAGCCUCAUACACACAAACAGGUUGUACUUUCUGGUCAAUUCAAUGUAGGCUUUUUUUGUUGUUGCUUUUGACGACAACAACAGUACACCAAAGUUCAGAAUAGACGAACAAUGUUUCUGUGUGUUUGGCGUUUCUAAUGAUAAGCUAAGUGACGGCUGUAGUGGAGAGAUAGAGGCAGGAUAAAACACAACACAUCACUCAAAUGAUUGGUGAGAAAAUAGGUGAGGUACUGUACUGGCUAGAUGGGAGGUACUGUACUGUAUUGGCUAGAUGGGAGGUACUGUACUGUAUUGGCUAGAUGGGAGGUACUGUACUGGCUGGAUGGGAGGUAAUGUACUGUACCGGCUAGAUGGGAGGUACUGUACUGGCUGGAUGGGAGGUACUGUACUCUAUUGGCUAGAAGAGGUACUGUACUGGCUAGAUGGGAGGUACUGUACUGUAUUGCCUAGAUGGGAGGUACUGUACUGGCUAGAUGGGAGGUACUGUACUGGCUAGAUGGGAGGUACUGUACUGGCUAGAUGGGAGGUACUGUACUGGCUAGAUGGGAGGUACUGUACUGGCUAGAUGGGAGGUACUGUACUGGCUAGAUGUGAGGUACUGUACUGGCUGGAUGGGAGGUACUGUACUGGCUGGAUGGGAGGUACUGUACUGGCUGGAUGGGAGGUACUAUACUGGCUAGAUGGGGUGUACUGUACUGUAUUGGCUAGACGGGAGGUACUGUACUGGCUGGAUGGGAGGUACUAUACUGGCUAGAUGGGUGGACUGUACUGUACUGGCUAGAUGGGAGGUACUGUAUUGGCUAGAAGGGAUGUACUGUACUGUACUGGGUGGAUGGGAUGUACUGUACUGGCUAGAUGGGAGGUACUGUACUGUAUUGGCUAGAAGGGAUGUACAGUACUAUACUGGGUGGAUGGGAGGUACUGUACUGGGUGGAUGGGAAUAUGUAAACCUAGCCAACAUAUCUGGGUUAGUAUUCUGUAUGUCAAAUUGAGACAUCCAGGCCCGCUAGCCCAAACUAAACGAUGUGUGACUGAACAUGGGUAACUGUGUUACUCGUAUAAUGAUCAUUUUGGGGGGGUGCUUAUGUUUGUCCUGGUACACACUUGUACAAGUCUGUAAUGGAAUGUGUUUCUUACAUACUGAGACCCUGAGGGAGUGGGGUCGCGACCUUUUAUGGUGAUACCAUUCAGUAUUGGCUUCUGUACUCCCAACCCUAUUUUGAAAAACCAGACGCAGUGACGUGUGCAGUCUGGCUGAAAUACUGCUAUUCAGGCCUGUGAGCCGUCAUCACAACCUCGUCAACAUGUUGCUUUUUCUCGCCCUCCUUCCCUUGUUUCCUGUUUUACGUUGCAUGGUUUUCUCACGGAGCAUUUGAGUUAUUUCAGUGGUUAGACUGUAUGUCAAGCAAUAACUCGUAGCUCAACACGCAACGUGUUUGUAUUAUAGUUGGAACAAAGAGGUCCCAGGUCUUAGUCGCUGUUCACACAGUCGAUGUUCGUCGCUACAUUUCAGAAUGCCUGAAAAGGUGCCCUUUAAAGUAGUGUAUAGAAACAAUGUCACACACAAACCGUUGUAGUUGUUAUUGCUUGGUACUUGUUGGCGUGGCUCAGUCUGUGUGAAGAUGACCAAAGUGCUUUUUAUUUGCUGGAUAAAGCUGUAUUAUUAACACAAAAUAACUGUUUGGGUUUCAUAUUAUUGGAAAUGCUUUAAAGAAAACAUGGUGUUGCCUCAUCUUUUCCUUUGUUGUUGUUGUUGUUCCUCGUGUUUUGUGGUUGCGAGAGAAAAGACAGUCACUUGAGUCUGAAAAAAUGUCUUUAGAAAAUGACUCUGAACCUGUCUGCCAUCCUGAUCCCUAGUGCACCAGAGCCCUGGUCAAAAGUAGUGCACUACGUAGGGAAUAGGGUGACGUUUUUGCGUUGUGAUUCCGUUUUCAAAAGGAAGUCUGCAUAUUUAUGUUGAAGAGAAGAAAAACUACUUUUAGUGAGCUGGUCUGUUUCCUCAGUUCUAGGUGUUUAUAAGGAAAAUAAAAAUGGACAUUGUUGUGUCACUCA